AUUCGCGGAUGCCGCAUUUUGUCCUCGCUUCUUUACAAUAUUUACCUUUAUACCAUUCAUUCUUGUUAUGGUCGCUGACGUGUGCCGGGAGCUUGCUUGCGUUUCUCGUCGCCGUUUCCGGCGGUAUUCCGAUCUCGAUUUCUGACGCACAGAAAAUUAGUGAAUCAGACGCAUCGGAUCCGAUGCCGAGUCCGAAGAGCCACCGGAGAGGAGGAACGGAGGAGAAGAAUAGGAAGGGAAAGUUGGCCGAGAAAGCGAUGUCCUUCAGCGGACAGAGCGGAGCCGGAAGCGCGGCGGAGUUGCUGCACAGGCCGCGGACGGUGCCGGACUUACUCGCCGGCCGGAGAACCUCUUCAUCGCCGAAUUCGGUACAGUUUCCGCCGAAGCUCACGAAGUUGCUGCUGAACGUGACGGUGCAACGGAGCACCGGCGCCUUGCACGUGUUGAUUUCGCCGGAUUCAACGGUGGAGGACCUAAUCGCCGCCGCAAUCCGGCAGUACGUGAAGGAAGGGCGGAGACCGGUUCUUCCCUCAAGCAAAGCCGCCGAUUAUGGGCUCCAUUACUCGCAGUUUAGCUUAGAGAGUUUGGACAGGAAAGAGAAGCUGACUAACUUGGGAUCACGGAACUUCUUCCUGUGCCCGGAAGUGGAAGCCGCCGGCCGGGAAACGACGUCGUCUUUAUCUGGCAGCUGUUCCAAGGAAGCUAGCAAUCCAGUGACAAAAGUUGGAUUAUCAUGGUUCAAAUUCAUGCUCUGAACUCUGAAGAGCUAAAACUGGCAGACUUGUAUAUAUACAUACGUAUAUUUUCUAGAAGAAAGCAUAGAUUAGUCAUUAGUGUUCCAUGACUAUUCUGACCAUAAAAACGAUUGGUCUUUCCUCCGUUUCACACUUCACAGUACUACGAGGUUUGGUUUGGCUCUUCGUUUUGCGACACUGGAAAUUUUGGUCCCAAGUUCCAACCAAUUACAUAUUGUGGUCGGUCAAAUGUGAAAAUUGCAAAUUUCUUUUUUACAACCUGCAUUUAGAUUAUAGGGGUUUUUAAUAGAGAAAAUUAUCACGUGUAUAACUAAAAGACUCCAUCUUUCCUCAUCUAUGACCACAUCAACUUUUAUCCUUAUUU
Cuscuta europaea is the source of this 1119-nucleotide messenger RNA. The record is from the annotation of a GenBank genome assembly. NCBI's taxonomy places the organism in Eukaryota, Viridiplantae, Streptophyta, Magnoliopsida, Solanales, Convolvulaceae.